AUGGUACACGACAUGGUGUGUCAGUGUCAAGCUUCGAGACGCGUGCUCUUCGCGAUUCGGUCGGACGAGCUGAACGCGGCGGGCGGGUACACGGGCUCGCCGUGGCCGCCGCUGGACCUAGACCCCGUGGGAUGGGGACGCAAGCUGUACCCGACGGGAGCGCCGAGGUCCUCGGGUGGGUUAAUGUUCGGGCUGCACCACCAGGAAGCGGCGGGAGGGCUGGCGCAGCCACGCGGGCCCGUCACCUCGCUCAAAGAGGAGCCACUGGCCCGCGCGUGGAUGACACCUGGCGCACUAGUUGACAACACCAACGUGGGUGUGGGACGCGCGCACUUCGAGAAGCAGCCGCCCAGCAACCUGCGCAAAAGCAACUUCUUCCACUUUGUGGUGGCGCUGUACGACCGCGCCGGACAGCCCGUCGAGAUUGAGAGGACAGCUUUCAUUGGAUUUAUAGAGAAGGAUCAAGAAGCGGAAGGACAGAAGACUAACAAUGGAAUUCAAUACAGACUUCAACUGCUGUACGCUAAUGGUAUACGACAAGAACAAGACAUCUUCGUUAGGCUCAUUGACUCCGUCACAAAACAGCCAAUCGUCUACGAAGGUCAGGAUAAGAACCCAGAAAUGUGCAGAGUACUGUUAACCCAUGAAGUAAUGUGCAGUCGUUGUUGCGAUAAGAAGAGCUGUGGCAAUAGAAACGAAACGCCUUCAGAUCCUGUUAUAAUUGAUCGAUUUUUUCUUAAAUUCUUCCUGAAGUGCAAUCAGAAUUGUUUGAAAAACGCCGGCAAUCCUCGAGAUAUGAGAAGAUUUCAAGUGGUGAUAUCAACUCAAGUGAUGGUGGACGGUCCGCUGCUCGCGAUAUCAGACAACAUGUUCGUGCACAAUAACAGCAAGCACGGCAGACGCGCUAAGCGCCUAGACCCGUCUGAAGGUACUGACGCCGCGCCAGACAAUCAUUGUACGUUUUCAGGUCUGUACCCACCCUUGCCUGUCGCGACGCCGUGCAUCAAGGCGAUAUCACCGAGUGAGGGCUGGACCUCUGGAGGCUCCACUGUCAUUAUAGUAGGAGACAACUUUUUCGAUGGCCUUCAAGUUGUGUUCGGAACAAUGUUAGUUUGGAGUGAGUUAAUAACAUCACACGCGAUACGAGUGCAGACACCGCCGCGUCACAUACCCGGCGUCGUCGAGGUGACCCUGUCAUACAAGAGCAAGCAGUUCUGCAAGGGAGCGCCUGGCAGAUUUGUAUAUGUUUCAGCGCUCAACGAGCCUACCAUCGACUACGGUUUCCAGCGACUACAGAAAUUGAUACCGAGGCAUCCUGGUGACCCUGAGAAAUUACCAAAGGAGAUAAUCCUGAAACGAGCGGCGGACUUAGCGGAAGCGCUGUACUCUAUGCCGCGCAACAACCAGCUGCUGCCGCGAACGCCGCCGCCCUCCGCACCCUUCAACACCUACGCACAGGACGCCACACCCCACCAGUGGACUGAAGAGGAGUACGCGCGCAGCGGCGGAUCGGUGUCGCCGCGGUACUGCGCCGGCGCCGCCACGCCGCACUACGCGCAGCACUACGCGCCGCCCACCUCGCUCUUCAACUCCACCUCACUGUCAUUAGGACCUUACCAUCCGAGUGCAAAUGGACAAAUAGCUGACCAUCAGAGCUAUGACGUUUAUUACUCGAAAGAUACCGUCCAUUACGAUGAAAGGAAUGAGAAAUGCUCGGACGACCUCCAAGCAAACAGUCAUACAAAAUGCAGCCCCGGCCAUAUGAAAGGGCAACAGUGUAAAGAGGCCACGCUAAGAAGCGCGUUCGCGGCUGUAAAGCAGAGAAUGGGCGGGUUGGUGUCGUCUCCGUUCAGCGUCAACCCGUUCUCUUUGCCGACAUGCAGCGCGCAGCAAUAUGCACAAACAGCACCUCUAGCCUCCAAGUAA
Messenger RNA from Papilio polytes (common Mormon), 1926 nucleotides. RefSeq names its product transcription factor collier (gene kn). NCBI's taxonomy places the organism in Eukaryota, Metazoa, Arthropoda, Insecta, Lepidoptera, Papilionidae. The transcript is spliced from 17 exons. Gene Ontology annotation, molecular function: RNA polymerase II cis-regulatory region sequence-specific DNA binding; DNA-binding transcription factor activity, RNA polymerase II-specific. Gene Ontology annotation, biological process: regulation of transcription by RNA polymerase II. Bases 1 to 1926 code for a protein of 641 amino acids. The record is from RefSeq and is a predicted model, not a curated record.